Molecule: messenger RNA, 1266 nt
Organism: Acanthosepion pharaonis
Lineage: Eukaryota; Metazoa; Mollusca; Cephalopoda; Sepiida; Sepiidae
Source: the annotation of a GenBank genome assembly
AUGGUAGAAAUUGCAACGCCCAUUUCCCACGCAUUCCUUUGCCCCAGUUUUCCAUCACUUUCUCCUGCAGUUGUUGGACGAAUUCUGCUGUACGAAGGCAAUCAGAAUGUCUGCUGUGUUCUUUCCUACAAGCCACGACCACGUAGUCUCCCCAUUUUUGUUUUACUUUUUUCGUUUCUUCUUUCUUUUCUUUUUUCUUUCCACUUUCUUUCUUCUUUCUUUUCUUUUUUCUUUCCACUUUCUUUCUUUUCUCGCUUUAUUUAUUGUUUUCUUUUAAUUUCAUUCACUACUAAUUAUUUAGCUUAUUUUUCUUUCGCUUUAUCCACACUUUCUUUUUUAACUGUAUCCACUCUUUCUUUCUUUCUUUCUUUCUUUCUUUCUUUCUUUCACUCUUUCUGUUCCACUCUUUCUUUCCUUCACCGCGUCAACGCUUUCUUUUCUUUCUUUCUUUCUUUCUUUCUUUCUUUCUUUCUUUCUUUCUUUCUUUCUUUCUUUCUUUGCCUAAAACCAGACAGCGCCUCUGAUGUAUCUUUUCUUUCUUUCUUUCUUUCUUUCUUUCUUUCUUUCUUUCUUUCUUUCUUUCACUGUUUCCACGCUUUCCUUCUUUCAAUGUAUCUUUUCUUUCAAUGUAUACCUUCUUUCUUUCUUUCUUUCUUUCUUUUUUUCUUUCUUUCACUGUAUCCACUCUUUCUUUCUUUCUUUCUUUCUUUCUUUCUUUCUCCCUUCUUUCUUUCAAUGUAUCCACUUUUUCUUUCUUUCUUUCUUUCUUUCUUUCUUUCUUUCUUUCUUUCUUUCUUUCUCCCUUCUUUCUUUCAAUGUAUCCACUUUUUCUUUCUUUCUUUCUUUCUUUCUUUCUUUCUUUCUUUCUUUCUUUCUUUCUUUCUCCCUUCUUUCUUUCAAUGUAUCCACUUUUUCUUUCUUUCUUUCUUUCUUUCUUUCUUUCUUUUACUGUAUUUACUCUUUCUUUGUUUCUUUUUAAAUAAGACUUCUCUUCAAUCUGAUUACAUCUAUCUAUCUAUCUAUCUAUCUAUCUAUCUAUCUAUCUAUCUAUCUAUGUGUGCGCUUACACCUCGACUGGUGAGAAGCAAAAUGGUAGCUGAUUACAUCUAUCUAUCUAUCUAUCUAUCUAUCUAUCUAUCUAUCUAUCUAUCUAUCUGUUGGAAUAAUUUUUUUCCCUCUUUGUUAUCUAUCUAUCUAUCUAUCUAUCUAUCUAUCUAUCUAUCUAAAGUUGUAGCCGCUGUCUUUUUGUUAUCGAACUCCUCUUAG